Messenger RNA from Sarcophilus harrisii (Tasmanian devil), 3174 nucleotides. RefSeq names its product zinc finger protein 501. The coding region runs from base 1018 to 2550 and encodes 510 amino acids. NCBI's taxonomy places the organism in Eukaryota, Metazoa, Chordata, Mammalia, Dasyuromorphia, Dasyuridae. Gene Ontology annotation, biological process: negative regulation of transcription by RNA polymerase II. The transcript has 6 exons. Gene Ontology annotation, molecular function: DNA-binding transcription repressor activity, RNA polymerase II-specific. The record is from RefSeq and is a predicted model, not a curated record.
CCGGCCGAGGUCCCGGACGCGCAGUGCGCGGUUGCGCGCGCAUCCAAGUCGCCAUAACCGUGACAAUUCCCUUAGAAGUGGCUCAGGGUUUGUUUCCUGUACAGUCGGAGGGAUCUCAAACCACAGUACUCAUGAAUGUAUGCAGAUCUCCACUCUGAAUCUGAAGGAAAUUAACUUCCCUCCAAAAAUGCAACUCUGAAGCCCAGUGUUACAGUAUCAGAUGGAGAGAUGUUGGCUCUGAAUAAGAUGAUGUCAAUCCCUCUAUGCCCCAAUAUUCUGGACGUACAUGAACGAGACAGGUUAAUAAAAGGUGCUUCUAAGGAACAGAUCACCAUUCUAACAAGAGAGAAAUUCAACUCUGAGGCUUCUCGCCAGAACUUCAGGUAUUUUCCAUAUUCAGAAAAGGCUGGACCCCGGGAGGUUGUAAACCAACUCUGGGAACUCUGCUUUCAGUGGCUGAGGCCAGAGAUUCACACAAAGGAGCAGAUCUUAGAGCUACUGGUGUUGGAGCAAUUCCUGACCAUCUUGCCCAGUGAGAUUAGGAUUUGUGUGAAGUCCCAGCAUCCAGAGAACAUUGAAGAGGUGAUCACCUUAGUGGAAGAUUUGACUCAAAUACUUGAUGAGAAAGCUGUAAGUUCUCAAGAUCCUGCUCUUCUCCAAAAGGGAAGCAUAGAAGAGGAAAAGCCUACUGUACUCCCAGUAGACAGAUUUCAGGAAAUGGUGACAUUCAAAGAUGUGGAUCCAGACUUCACUUGGGAAGAGUGGACUCAACUGGCUCCUGUUCAACAAGACCUCUACAAGGAAGUGCUUCUGGAGAACUAUAGGAAUAUGAUUUUUCUUGGGCUUUCAAUUCCCAAACCAGAUGUGAUCUCCCAGUUAGAAUGUGGGGAAAUGCCAUGAACACUGGAGAAUGAAUCCUCAAGAGCCAUCUGUCCAUAUUUUGACACUGAGCUUGAAGCAAAGGAGCCACUUUCAAAGUGGGAAACUUCUGUAGAAAAACUAUCUCAGAGGACAGUAAUGGAAAGAUCUACAAGACAUAGUUCCUCGGACUCCAAAUUAGGAGAAACCUUUAAAUUUCAAGGCCCAUUAGUGAAGGAGCAGAGCCAACAAGAGAAUCAUUUGAAACAAGUGAUGAUCACACAUGAGAAAACUCUAAGUAAGGAAGAAAUCUCUGAAAGUAAUGAGUUUGAGAGACACUUUGACCUGAGAUCAAUCCUAAUUACUCAACAGAAAGUUCCCAUAGUAAAUGGUGUUUAUAAAUAUAAUAUUCAUGAAAAAUGUUUCAAAGAUAAUUCACAACUAACUAAAUGCCCAAGAAUCUAUACAGCACAGAAAUCUUUUACAUAUAAUGAAUUUGAGAAAUCCUUUAAACCUAUUUCACAUUUGAAACUUUGCUCUACCCAUCAUUCUGCAGAGAAAUCCUAUAAAUGUAAUGAAUGUGGGAAAGCUUUCACUAAGUGGGCGAAUCUUACUCGACAUCAAAGAAUUCAUUCUGGAGAGAAGCCUUAUAAAUGUGAUGAAUGUGGGAAAGCUUUCACACAAAGGACACAUCUUACACAGCAUCAGCUUACUCAUAUUGGAGAGAAACCAUUUAAGUGUAAUCAAUGUGGGAAAGCCUUUUUUCAGAGGGGACACCUUGUUCAACAUCAGCAUACACAUAUUGAAGAAAAACCCUUUAAGUGUAACGAAUGUGGGAAAGCCUACAGUUCUGUUUCACAACUUAAUCUUCAUCAAAGAAUUCAUUCUGGAGAGAAAGCCUAUAAAUGUAAUGAAUGUGGUAAAGCCUUUACCAAAUGGGCAAAUCUUACUCGACAUCAGAGAAUUCAUUCAGGAGAGAAACCCUAUAAAUGUAAUGAUUGUGAGAAAGCCUUCUCACAAAGAGCACACCUUACUCAACAUCAACUUAUUCACAUUGGAGAAAAACCAUUCAAGUGUAAUGAAUGUGAGAAAGCUUUCAUCCAGGUUUCACAGCUUAAUCUUCAUCAAAUUAUUCAUUCUGGAGAAAAACCUUAUAAAUGCAAUGAAUGUGGUAAAGCCUUCACCCAAAGGACAAUUCUUACUCAACAUCAGAAAAUUCAUUCUGGUGAGAAACCUUUUAAAUGUAAUGCAUGUGGAAAAGCCUUUACUAAGCGGUCAAAUCUUACUCAACAUCAGCAUACUCAUAUUGAAGAGAAACCGUUUAAAUGCAAUAUAUGUGAGAAAGCCUACAGUUAUAUUUUACAGCUUAAUAUUCAUCAAAGAGUUCAUUCUGGAGAAAAACCCUAUAAAUGUAAUGAAUGUGGAAAAGCCUUUACCAAGCGAGUGAUCCUUACUCAACAUCAGAAAAUUCAUUCUGGAGAAAAACCCUAUAAGUGUAAUGAAUGUUGUAAAGCUUUUACCAAGCAAGCUAAUCUUACUCGACAUCAGAGAAUUCAUUCUGGAGAGAAACCUUAUAAAUGUAAUGACUGUGGCAAAAGCUUUACCCAGAAACCAAACCUUAUUCAACAUCAAAGAAUUCAUGCUGGAGAUAAAAGCCUUGUACAGGGUACAUGUGUAACUAAUGUUUGUUGAGUUCAUUCAAAUUAAAAUAUUUUGCUAAAAUCUAAGUAACUUGUCUAAAGCAUCACCCUGAUGUACAGUUGUUCAGUUAAAAAAGAAAGAAAAGAAAAGACCAUUUUAGUCUGGCAUGACCUGUUGUGAUAAAGAUAUUUUUACUUUAAAUAACACUUGUUUUUGAAACUGUUCACAAAUCAUGCCAUAGUAAAGUAUUCUAGAACACUUUCUGCAAAAGAUAGAAGUCAGACUCACUAGUUUGGCCUUUUAUCUUUUUAAAAUAUGAUCUAUUUAUGUCCUUUAACUUUAUAUUACUGUCAUUUCUAGGGGAAAAAAUUCUUCAGAUUCGACAUUCCCUUGAGAAAAACAAUUAAGUACAAACAUGCAGUACAGUGACUGCCUCUGACAAUACGUACAACCUUCUGCCCUAUUAACCCCGCCUUUUCCACUUCUCUACUGUGAACAGAUAUCUUAUUGUUCUCUUUCACCUAUUCAAGGUUCAGAUUUCUUUUUUUGAUUUUUUUUAUAUUGUUCUUUUGGUCUUCUUUUUAACUUUUCUAAAAAGUAGAAUGUUUGCCCUUCCUCUAUCCUAAGAUUCCUCUCAUAUUUUUCAAACUUUUUCAAAUGUCAUUGAUAUGGCUC